AUGGCCAACACCACCGGGCCCCUCCAGGCCACGGAAGUCGCGGGCUCCAUGGGGCUGAUCCUGGCGGCCAUCGUGGAGGCAGCAGCCCUGCUGGGCAACGGCGCGCUGCUGGCGGUGGUGCUGCGCACGCCCGGCCUGCAGGAGGCGCUCUACCUGAUGCACCUGUGCAUCGUGGACCUGCUGGCGGCCGCCUCCAUCAUGCCGCUGGGCCUGCUGGCCGCGCCGCCGCCCGGCCUGGGCCGCGUGCGCCUGGACCCCGCGUCCUGCCGCGCCGCGCGCUUCCUGUCGGCCGCGCUGCUGCCCGCCGGCACGCUGGGGGUGGCGGCGCUGGGGCUGGCGCGCUGCCGCUUCAUCGUGCACCCGCUGCGGCCCGGCGCGCGCCCGCCGCCCGGCCUGGUGCUCGCGGCCGUGUGGGCCGCCGCCGCGCUGCUGGGCGCGCUCUCCCUGCUCGGGCCGCCGCCCGGGCCGCCGCCCGCCCCGGCCCGCUGCUCCGUGCUGGCCGGCGGCCUCGCGCCCUUCCGGCCGCUCUGGGCGCUGCUGGCCGUCGCGGUGCCCGCGCUGCUGCUGCUCGGCGCCCACGGCAGCAUCUUCCUGGUGGCGCGCCGCGCCGCCCUGCGGCCCCCGCCGCCCGCGCGCGGGGCCCGGCCGCGCUCCGCCUCGCUGGACAGCCGCCUGUCCGUGCCGCCCGCGCUGCGGCCCCGCCUGCCCGGCCGCAAGGCCGCCCUGGGGCCCGCGCUGGCGCUCGCCCAGUUCGCGGCCUGCUGGCUGCCCUACGGCUGCGCGUGCCUGGCGCCCGCCGCGCAGGCCGCCCGGGCCGAGGGCGCCGUCACCUGGGUCGCCUACUCGGCCUUCGCGGCGCACCCCUUCCUGUACGGCCUGCUGCAGCGCCCCCUGCGCCGCGCGCUGGGCCGCCUGGUGCGCCGGGCCCGGCCCCGGCGGGUCUGCACCCCGCGCGCCUGGCGCCCGCGGGCGCUCCUGCAGCGCCUCCGGGGACCCCCCGAGGGCCCCGCCCUGGGACCUUCCGAGGCACCAGAUCCAGAACCAGAUGGAGAACCGGACGUGGCCGGAGGGGGGACCCUCCCCGUGCCCAAGGCCACCUGA
This is a messenger RNA of Pipistrellus nathusii (Nathusius's pipistrelle), 1101 nucleotides long. The record is from the annotation of a GenBank genome assembly. NCBI's taxonomy places the organism in Eukaryota, Metazoa, Chordata, Mammalia, Chiroptera, Vespertilionidae.